Molecule: messenger RNA, 921 nt
Organism: Trichoplusia ni (cabbage looper)
Lineage: Eukaryota; Metazoa; Arthropoda; Insecta; Lepidoptera; Noctuidae
Exons: 8
Coding region: 38-736 (232 amino acids)
Source: RefSeq, a predicted model, not a curated record
CUUGCUGGAUAUUUUAAAGAUCUAAUCUUGUAUCAAAAUGAAGACAAUCACAGCCUUGGUUUUCCUCAUCGCAGUAGCAGUCGGUUUGCCACAAGUCGAAAAAAUAAUCGACUUCAGAGAUGAGCGAUCUGUAAGCAGUAACAUAGUGGAUGCCAUUGAAGAUGUAUGUCAGACCAUCAAGGAUGCUGGUCUCGACCCCUUGUAUAUCGAGAAACAAGAAGUGGCUUACGAAUUGCCUGUACCUGUAAUUUUCAACGGCGCUGGCUUGGUAGAAGAGGUGAUUAGCAACGGUUUAAGUGACGUUGAUGUUAAGAGGAUGAGUUACAGCAUCGUCACGAAUCGUCUUAACUUUGAUAUUGAAAUCCCGAAAAUAGUGUUUGGUGCUGGCGCUGCUUCAGCCAAAGCCACGUUCUUUAGUAACAGAUUUAGUCUGGAGGCAUCUGGAAAGAUGGAGAUCCAGCGCAUCCGUGUCUCCGGCCACGUUCGCGUCAGCAUUGGCAUCAUCUCCGGCAUCACCAUCCGAAAUGUGAAGAUCGACUUUACUUUAGGCGGCAUCGAUUCUGAUGUGAAACUGGCUCUGCAAGGUAAAGACUAUUCAGACGCUGUCAACAAGUUCUUCGGAACCACAGUCCCUUCUACCUUGAAAGAUCACAGUGAUGAAAUCAACGAGCUCUUGGAGAUUUUGAUGAAAGACUUAAUUAGCGAAUUUUUGAAAUCAUCAAAAGUUUUAGUUUAAUUACAUUUCUUAAUAUCGUACUUUAAGUUCACUCUAGUUACUUUUUCUAUCUAAUAUUGAAUCACUGAAUAUUUUUUCGUAAUCAUCGAUUAACAUUUUCAUUUAAUUAUAAUGUAAGUAGUAUUAUAAGCAAUGUAUUUGGUACAAAUUAAUGUGUAACAAUAAAUAUAUUCUUUUAAAAUAUA